UCUGGAGGACAUUUUGGCAGGAGCCUCCACUUUUUUUCUCCUUUUCGAGGCAAACACACACACAUUUGCACCUGUUUUUUUUUACUGAAACCCGAUGAGCUCCGUGGAAUGUUCUUCCUAGGGUUUUUCUCCCCAAUGUAAACAGAGAGCUAACCAGCACGCAGCCUCUUGCACACUUCUGUGUGCUGCACAUCGCUCAUCAUGAAGAACAUUAUGCAGCUCUUUGUUGCUCUUCUGCCCUGGCUGCUGCUUCUCUUCACGUCCAGCGGGUUUUGUCAGCAGGUUCACUGUCAAUGGGGGCCUUACGGUGACUGGUCAGAGUGUGAUGGCUGCACCAAAUUACAAACUAGAAGCAGAACCAUGAAUGUUUACGCUCAGUUCAACGGGAACCCUUGCGACGGACAACAGACUGAGACCAGGUCCUGCCAGACCACAAAAAGCUGCCCUCUGGAGGAAGGCUGUGGAAACAGGUUUCGCUGCCGCUCAGGGAAGUGUGUGAGCCUUUCCCUUAAGUGUAACGGGGAUCAGGACUGUGAGGAGGACGGACUCGAUGAAGCUGGCUGUAGCGAACAAAGUCACUUUGUAUGUGACAGGUCCGCUCCCCCGCCCAACAUUGAGCUACUAGGACUCGGGGUUGAUUUGGUGACAGGAAAGAAGAGGGGCACUGUCAUCAACACAAAGAGCUUUGGGGGUCAGUGUAACACCAUCUUCAGCGGCGUCAACCAAAGGACCUACCGACUGCCUGUUUCUACCAUCCAGUACAACUUCAUGGUGAAAGCUCAGAAUGACUUCAGCGAUGAGAUGUACCACAGUGAGUGGCACUACGCGCACGACAUCGUCAAGAGACAGAAGAUUUCCGGGACAACUACAGGAUAUCGCAACUAUGACUAUCACGAGAAACAUGACAAGACGCAGACACAAAAGCUCGUGAUUCUAAAGAACGAAAUUGAAAUAACUCAGUUCCAGAGUAACGCUCCUCGGUACAUCCCGAUAUCUGAGGAGUUCUGGAAGGCACUGUCCAAGCUCCCGUCCGUCUACGACUACGCUGCCUACAGGCAGGUGUUGGAGAGGUUUGGGACGCACUAUGUGUCAGAGGGAAGCCUCGGAGGCUCCUUCAACGUCAUCGCCAAGGUUGACGAGGAGACGGAAAAGCUCAUGAUCCGGGAACGUGAAGAGCAUCAGGAAUGUGAAAGGACUAAGCGUUGGAUUUUGUUUUUUCCAAUCACCCGCACCGUCUGCCGGAAGGAUCCCGCUCGUCCCAACAUAGACAAAGAUUUGGAUGAGUUUAGAAAGAACAACCCGUUUAAAGUGACUGUGGUAGGAGGAGGUACUUCACAAAUUGCAGCGCUGCAGAGACUGGAAGUCAGCACUGCUGACAAGAACUGGGAAACAUACGCCAACUGGGCUGAUUCUGUUGGCUCGUUCCCACAGAUUAUAAAACAGAAGUUCCGUCCUCUGUCGGAGCUGGUGAAGGAGGUGCAGUGCGCUGCGGUGAAGAGGCACUACCUUCGCAGAGCCAUAGAGCAGUAUGUGUCCGAGAGCGACCCCUGCCACUGCCGGCCCUGCAGCAACAACGGCUUGGCUGUCAUCAACGACUAUCGAUGUAAAUGCGUCUGCAAGCCCGGCACCGAAGGCCUGGCCUGUGAGCAGGGCGCUGAAAUCGAGGGGCAGCCAGGUGUGAUCCACGGUAGCUGGUCCUGUUGGUCCGCCUGGUCGUCGUGCUCCGGGGGUCGGAAGUCCCGAAGUCGCGCCUGCUCUAAUCCGUACCCUCAAAAUAGCGGCCAGCACUGCAUCGGGGAGAGCGCCGAGUCCUCUGAGUGUGAAGACGAUGACCUGAAGUACCUGAAAACCAUGGAGCCUCAGUGCUUCGACCAAACUCUCCCCGCCAGUGAGAAGUGUGAAACCCCACCUGCUCUAAUCAAUGGCUAUGUCCUGGACCCCAAGGACAUCUACCUCGUGGGUAAUAAGGUUCAGUACACCUGCAUUGAAGGGUUCCAUCUUUCUGGUCCCUCCACCAUAGAAUGCACUGGUGAUAAAGUCUGGUCUGCCAGUCUUGGCGUGUGCAAAGCCUCAAGGUGCAAAAUCCAGAGUCUUGGCGACGGCGUCAUAGCUUCGCCCCUAAAGCCGAGCUAUAACAUAGGGGAGUUCAUCACCUUGUCCUGUCCAGCGGGCAAACAGCUGCGUGGAGAGGCAAGAGUUACAUGCAACCCCAGUCUGGUUUUCUCACCAGACCCGACAACUGUCAGUUGCAACUCAGUGGUCCGACCAGAAGGAACCGUGUCUCCCCCUCUUCAGUGUAAAGUGUGGGAGAAGCUUGUUAAAGGAAAAUGCAUUUGCAAACUGCCCAGCGAGUGCCCGUCGUCUCUGGAGCUGUGCUCCUCUGUCCCCGGGACGACGCGAUCCUUCCUGGUGACCGUGUGCAAAAUGCAUGCGAUGCGCUGCGCAGGGCGGGACCCGGUCGUAGCGGAGGACGGCGCGUGCCAGUGGCCGGCGCGCAGCUCUGCGGGCUGCGCCGCCUGUCACAUGUGGGAGACCUGCGACGAUCAAACCCACGCGUGUCGCUGCAAGGACGCCGCCGAGUGCUCCGCCCCGGGACUGAACGUGUGCGUCCGCGUUGGACAGAACGUGACCGCGGAACAGCGGACGAUGGGCGAGUGUGAAGCAGGACGGCGGCGGUGCAACGGGGAGGCGGUGUCGGUGGUCAGCAUCUUCCCUUGCGCCACCUGAGCCUCCACAGAGUCUGACCUUUGACCCCUGCUCCUCCUGCAUUACUCCCAUUCAUUACUCCUAAUCCUUUACAAACGUAAACAGAUGUUUUAUGCAUGCGUGAAAGUAAAAUGAAUGAAUAAAUGUUUUUUACUAUUAUAAUCCAAACUGGUGUGUCUAACAGUUUGCAUAAAGUAGGUCUAAGAUUUGA
Messenger RNA from Betta splendens (Siamese fighting fish), 2917 nucleotides. RefSeq names its product complement component 7a (gene c7a). The coding region runs from base 202 to 2727 and encodes 841 amino acids. The transcript is spliced from 18 exons. The record is from RefSeq and is a predicted model, not a curated record. NCBI's taxonomy places the organism in Eukaryota, Metazoa, Chordata, Actinopteri, Anabantiformes, Osphronemidae. Gene Ontology annotation, molecular function: protein binding. Gene Ontology annotation, biological process: immune response. Gene Ontology annotation, cellular component: membrane attack complex.